GCUGAGUGAAGCGGCAGGAGCCUGCGCCGCGAUUGGCGGCGCCGGGAGAGGGCGGUGGUCUCCGGGGGUUGUUGCUAGGUAGAGUAAGAUGGCGGCUUUGGACAGGGUCAAGGUGCUGGUGUUGGGCGACUCCGGUGUCGGGAAGUCUUCGCUUGUUCAUCUCUUAUGCCAAAACCAGGUUUUGGGAAACCCGUCCUGGACAGUGGGCUGCUCGGUGGAUGUUCGAAUCCAUGACUACAAAGAAGGGACUCCAGAAGAGAAGACCUACUACAUUGAGCUGUGGGAUGUUGGAGGUUCAGUGGGUAGCGCCACUAGUGUGAAAAGCACACGAGCAGUAUUUUAUAACUUGCUGAACGGGAUAAUUUUAGUGCAUGACUUAACCAACAAGAAAUCAUCCCAGAAUUUGUAUCGCUGGUCUUUGGAAGCACUCAACAGAGAUGUUGCUCCAACAGGAGUUCUCGUGACAAAUGGUGACUACGACCGUGAACAGUUUGCUGAUAACCAGAUUCCACUGCUGGUAAUAGGAACUAAGCUGGAUCAGAUCCCAGAAACUAAGCGGAAUGAAGUUUUGACCAGAACAGCUUUCUUGGCUGAGGAUUUCAAUGCUGAAGAGAUAAAUUUGGAUUGCACUAAUCCUCGUUACCUGGCUGCAGGUUCAUCCAAUGCUGUCAAGCUAAGCAGGUUUUUUGAUAAGGUCAUAGAGAAGAGGUACUUCUUAAGAGAUGGCAAUCAGGUCUCUUCGAUCACUCGUGUUUUGAGAUUCCUGGCUUCUCUGAAAGGAAAAGGUUUGGAGGAGGAACGCUGAAGAGCCUUCAUUAUGACUGAAUACGAAAGAAGUGGAAGAUGACUUCUCCGAGUCUCUAACGGCAUUCCCAUUCCGACUGGAUGCUUGAAGACAAUAAUGCUUAUAUCAAGCAGAGUAAAAUGAUUUUAUGCUUUGGCCGGGUAGACUGCUGAAGCUACUUUUGCUGGAAAAGACUUGGGGAAGAAUUUCCAAAAAUCUAAUCCGAAGCCUAGAGCGUUUCUUAGGAUUGCAGGCUGUCUGGAUAUAUGGGAACAUUUGGGAAAAGUGUGCAAUAAAUUGAAUACCUCUCACACUGCUGUGGGAAACUUUAUCAUACACAGCAUGUAUAUGCAACAUCUUUGUCUCUGUUUUGGAAAACUUAUGGACAUUCUUUGCAAUGAAGUACAUUCAUCUUACCUGUGAAGGAAAGAUGACACUGAGUGGGCAUCUCAUUUAUAGUAAAGUGAACAAAACAAGUGAGCAAAAUGUAAGGAUGGGUAAGAAAUAGUCUGGAAAAUAAUAGAAUGCCUUCAUUAAAUGAAUGUCUCACCUGGAACACACUGUUUAGCCCUAUUCAAAAGGAAUAAAAGAAAUGGGCAAGAGAUGAAAAAAGAUUUGAAGCCUUAAAAAGAAAAUCAUGAGUAGAAAACAAGUGGUAUUAAUUCUGCUGCUUAAAUUAUAAUUGUUUACUUUGGGAAGGACAAAGUGAAUCAGUUACUCCUGUUUAUCUUUUCAUAAUUGAGUUUGGUCUUGUUGUUAAAUUAAAAGGCCAUGCAUUGAAAGCUGAUGGAAAAAGUAUGUUUUUGUACAAUGCUUAUUUAGAACAAACGUGACAUGGUCUCACUGAGCCCGAGAGCUUAGUGGAUUCAGAAAACACGAAGUAUAAGAACAUCCUCUGAAUUAGAAUGGAUAGAAAUAUAAAAGAGAUAUAAAGCCCUGUAAAAAGUAGGAACUGAGCAUGACUAGAAGGAAAGUUCUGUGAUAGGGAUGUUUCCUUUUCAUGUUUAGUACUAAGGAUAAGGGAGACUUGACCUGGUCUGAUCUACUGUGCAAGCUGUUGUCUUCCUAAAUAGCCUGAGCUUUGCCAUUUCUCACCUCCCUGUAGUUAUAUGGAGAGGUAAAAGCCUGAUUUAUGGCAGUUUCUUCUUUCCCCUCCUUCCUCAAUUACGUCUAAUGGUUAAGCCUCUGGCAAAGGCUAACUAAGAGCUAGAGUUAGAUAUAAAUACAGAUUAAUAAUAAAUGGGGAUAGAAGAAAGUAAUGUGCUGGUGUGAAAUUGACAGCGAGCAGAGUUCUGCAGUCUCCAGAUUACAUCUGCCUGCAGCUCUUCUCUAGCAGCUGCUUGGAAAUAAAUGGAAAACUGCCUAUAGCCGCUAAUCAGGCACAAAAAUGACAGCUAGGUGCACCACUCAAACUUAUUACAAAUAUGGUUACUUUGCUUUUCCUUAGGCCAUUUUUAGAAAGGUCUUGGAGCAUUUGCGAACAUGAGUGCAGUGAGUUUUUAGAUGCCUGUAUGAAAUAGUUUUUUAGUUUACAUCUACUUUGUGACCAGGGCAAAUAAGGUACCGAAAUAUUCAUAGCAGAUAACUCAUGUCUGAGCUGUGCAGCUCAUGACACCACCAGUGUCUCUCUGCUCCUUUGACAAUGAAAGCUGGAAUUAUUUUCUCAACGUCAGGUGCUGUCUUAGGGUAAUCAGAUUUAGGCUCCCUCCAAUUACCAAGGAACUGCAGAGCAGCACAAGCGAGCUAGGGCUAUUUCUUCCUUCACCCUAUGGCUUCUUUAGGAGAAUUGGAAGUAGUGUAGAGUAAGGGAGGACGUUUAGUUUAAGGUGCUGCAUGAAGCAGUGGUCGUACAGGUCUUUGGUGUGGAGGAAGCAACUAUCCUAAGUAGCCCUCUUCAAUGUAAUCAAAAAAAGGAACAUUGCUCAGCAUGCUGUAGGGUGACCUAAGCCCUAGUUGCAGCUUACCUGUAUUUUAUGCUUUUCACUCCUGAGGCUCUACCAAGAAAUGUCCUCAUAAGAGAAAUCUUGUGAAGGUCAGCUCACACUCCAGGAAGAGGAGAGAAUGCACAGUUCCUAUGCAUCAGCAGGACUGAAGGUGAGAUGAAAGUCAGGAUUUAGGAGGAAAUUAGAAAAAGAUACUGUCGUGAUAGGAAGGAGACAAGAUAAAGGGAAUAGUACCGAGGAAAAGUAGAGGACAUGGGCAAGUGGUAGAAGGUUAGCAGAUUGAGAGGAAGUUUGCCUGAGGCUGUGGCUCCUGCUCUAGACUCAGCUAGGUCUGUGUGCACUUAGUCAUAAAACUCCUCCCAGAGCAUGUCCAUCCACUCAAACUGACCUGCUGGGUGAUCUGACAAGGGACCAUGGUCAGUCUCACUAUCCCAUCUGCAAAGUGAAGGAGGCUUCCCUGGAGGCUAGACUCUGACGUAUCUGUUUAUCAAAUUGUAGUGUUUUCAAUACGUUGGGAAUUAAAGAGUUUACCCUUUC
Molecule: messenger RNA, 3264 nt
Organism: Grus americana (Whooping crane)
Lineage: Eukaryota; Metazoa; Chordata; Aves; Gruiformes; Gruidae
Gene: RABL3
Product: RAB, member of RAS oncogene family like 3
Exons: 9
Coding region: 89-805 (238 amino acids)
Biological process (GO): intracellular protein transport
Cellular component (GO): endomembrane system
Molecular function (GO): GTPase activity
Source: RefSeq, a predicted model, not a curated record